AAAUCUUCUAGAUCGACCAAUCGGAGCAUUAGAUAAGCACUUGUUACAUUUAAAUACGAACGAUUGGUAGAGAAUCGUGUUGACAUCCAUUUACCAUGGAGAUGCACUCUCGUAUUACCAACAAUUGACCGAGGGAUCACUCUGAAAUAUAGCUUUAGCAAACUAAAAUGUAUUUUCUUCAAAUAAACGGGAAAUCUCAUUUAGAGGUUCUAUCACUAUGUUAAUAUGGAGAUUCAUUGGUUUUUCUUCACAUAGACUUUAUGCACACCGUAAAUUACGAAAAAGAGUGUCAAGUCGGUGUAGGAAUGUGGCACUUCAAAAUGGCUGCCAGUCACUUUAGUAAUUUACGGCUCUAUCUUUCUUUGUUAUCGCUUGUAUAAUUACGACGGUGGAUCAAGAAAGAGAACAUUUGAAUUAAUCCAAAAAUAGUGUAUCAUACGUUCAACAGGCACAUUAUAGUCGUUAAAUGGAUCUUAGAAAAACGUGAGAACGGAAUAUGCUCAGGAAUCACAUUCUCGUCACCAUUGCUUUAAAAGAACUUACUUGAAGUAUUUCUUUGGCGAACACCUUAAUUGUGUGUUGAAUAAAGUGUUCAAGAACGACAGAUUAUAUAUAGAGAGAAUUUCUAAUCAAUUAAAUAGCACCUAUGUAGAAUAGGUUAAGCUUGGAGAUGGGCCCUAUCAUGUACGAGAAUACGAUGAGCACUUCUUGAAAAUUUUGUGUACACCGAUGUCUUACUAUAGUUCUUGCAAUUUCGCACAUAAAACAUGCACGAAAUUGUAAGCCACUCGAUGGUAUAUAACAAAGCUGAUCAUUUUAUUUUCAAUCAGUAACAAGUUUAGCCAUCUGUAAUUUACAGACUGUAUCAUAGUACUUCUUCCCAUGAAUUAUAAAAAACAUAUACUUUUAAUGUGACAUUAAUGCAAGUGAAGUAUUUUCAUAACGCAGUGUUGCAUCCAACCCUUUGUGUAUUGUGGAUCACCAGACAUUAUAUCGUUUCAACUACCAUGACAACCCAGAGCAUCUAUACAAAAGUACAUUAACAUCGAUUCUGUUCUAUAUAUAUAUGCCACAGCCAGAUUAAAGCUAGGUCCCUAAGGACCUAGCAUGGGCCACUAUGAAUCCACCUGCGGUCAGCAAAUCGAGCACUCGUGGCUCUGGAUACCAUCAAAAAGCACUAGCUGAAAUCCGCAACUCUUUACUACCAUUUGCUAACAUUGGAGGAGCAGGAGAAGUUGGUUCCAGUGCAGCCAGUACAAUAUCAACCUUAUCCACAACUAGUGGUAUCAGUUCAGCAUCCGGUCUCAGUGGUCUUUCAGCUGCAUCUGGGUGCACAGAUAAACCUGAUCAACGGCAGGCAUUAGCACAGUUAUUAGCUAUGGGAUACUCAGAGGAAAUAGGGUUGCGUGCCCUCAAACUCGCAGGAUGGCGCUUAGAUGGAGCAAUAGAGUUUUUAAAACAAGCACAAGGAGAAUCUCUUAAUGGGCUUGGUAAACUUAAUACCAAGCUGAUAAGAAAGCCAAGCUUAGAAAGGGAGUUAAGUCUUCAAAGAGGAAGCCCUGCAUUAGAUAGUGGUGCAGGAAGUUCACGAUCUGACAGUCCACGUUUGACAGAACUUAGUCCACAUCCACAAUUAAGUCGACAAUAUUCACCAAGCAAUUUUGUAGAACGUGAACCACCUCCACCACCUCCUCCAAGAUGUAGUUCUACGCCGCCACCGCCACCACCACCUCAUGCUCCAUAUAGUCAACCAAAUGUACCAAGUAAUAUGCAGCAAAUGCUCAAGCGAAUGUCUCCCGCUCCAGUUGUACCGACACGACCCCCUCCAUCCGCGCCUGGUAAUUCUGGAUCUACAUCAGGAUCAGGAAAUCCACCUCAAAGGGGUACAAGUCCUGUAGCAUCGUCUAAUAGCAAUACUAAUAGCCGCCAACCAAUGAUCGUGCAGAAUGGUCCACAAGUACAACAACAAUUAUCUCAACAAAUGCAAGCACUCAGUAUCUAUCAAGCAUGCGAUAGAAAUUCAAGUACGCAGGUUGAACCUCCGCCUCCUUAUCCGAUAGUCCCUUCGUCAUCGUCUGGUCCUGUUCAACCACCAUCUUACAGUGCUUCUAUGCAAAAUAGACAAAGUCCCACACAAUCUCAACAAGACUAUCGAAAAAGUCCUUCGUCUGGUAUAUACUCUGGUCCAACAUCAGCUGGAUCACCAAGUCCUAUUACUGUGUCCACCAUAUCUCCGAGUACACAGGCAUCCAUGGCUAGACCUACACCAUUACAGGCUUGGGGAGCACGUCAAGCUAAAACUCAACCACCUAUUAUUAUGCAAUCUGUUAAAAGUACUCAAGUACAAAAACCUGUUCUACAAACAGCCAUUGCUCCAACGUCUCCUCAACCAAUUUGUACAACCAGUAAUACACCACCACCUCCUCCAUCUUAUGCUUCAUCGAUUCAACAGAAACAACAACAACAACAACCACCACCAGCAUACCCUCCUGUCAAUAACACUGGUACUGCACCAUCAAGUUCUGUAAGUGUAGGUGUUUCAGUAGGUGUGCCAACAACAGAACCCCCUAGUUAUGCUACAACGAUGCAAGCAUUAGCAGCACAACGUGGCAUACAUCAUCCACUUCCUCCUCCUCCUUACGGAACGGCCACAGAAGACACCUCUGGGAUUUCUACAGUAGAAAGUAAUUCAGCACCUCGAUCUUCUCCAAUUGCUCAUCAUCCUCCAUUACAAAGAAAAUAUUCACCAGUGGACAAUUGUCCACACUCGGUGGAGACACCACCUUUACCUCCAGUAGCAUCGACCUCUGUAUCUGCAAGAAAUAAUAAUAAUCACUCAUCUUUACCAGAUGGAAAUGGAGGAAAAGGGGGAAGUGCACCGUCAUCUUAUAAAAUUAAGCAUCAAUCUCCUAUUCCUGAACGAAAACAUAUGAGUAAAGAAAAAGAAGAAGAACGUAGGGAUUGUAAAGUUCGUAAUUAUUCUCCUCAAGCAUUCAAAUUUUUUAUGGAGCAACAUGUUGAAAAUGUACUGAAAUCUCAUAAACAACGCCUAUAUCGACGUCUUCAAUUAGAAACAGAAAUGGCUAAAAUAGGCCUGAGUGCAGAAGCACAGUGCCAAAUGAGAAAGAUGUUAUCACAAAAGGAAUCUAAUUACAUUCGAUUAAAACGUGCAAAAAUGGACAAAUCUAUGUUUACAAAAAUAAAACCUAUCGGUGUUGGUGCUUUUGGAGAGGUAACACUUGUAAGAAAGCUUGAUACUAAUCAAUUUUAUGCAAUGAAAACAUUACGCAAAGCUGAUGUACUGAACAGAAACCAGGUGGCUCAUGUUAAAGCUGAACGCGACAUUCUAGCGGAAGCUGAUAAUGAAUGGGUCGUUAAAUUAUACUAUUCGUUUCAAGAUAAGGAUAAUCUAUAUUUUGUGAUGGACUAUAUACCAGGAGGAGACUUGAUGUCUUUGCUUAUUAAAUUUGGUAUUUUUAAAGAACCAUUAGCAAGGUUUUACAUUGCUGAACUUACAUGUGCAGUUGAAAGUGUUCACAAAAUGGGAUUCAUUCACAGAGACAUUAAACCAGAUAAUAUUUUAAUUGAUCGCGAUGGACAUAUAAAACUGACAGACUUUGGACUUUGUACAGGAUUUCGCUGGACUCAUAAUUCUAAAUAUUACCAGCAAAACGGUCAUGGUAAACAAGAUUCGAUGGAUCCAGCUGACGACUGGAACAACGAGUGUCGCUGUAUUCAAUUAAAACCAUUGGAACGCAGGAGACAUAGAGAACAUCAAAGAUGUUUAGCACAUUCACUAGUUGGAACACCAAAUUAUAUUGCGCCAGAAGUGUUACAACGCACAGGAUAUACUCAGUUAUGUGACUGGUGGAGUGUGGGUGUAAUUUUAUAUGAGAUGCUAGUUGGUUCUCCACCUUUUCUUGCCAAUACACCAGCUGAGACUCAAUACAAGGUCAUUAAUUGGGAGACCACACUUCAUAUCCCUAAACAAGCAAAUCUAUCACCUGAAGGUAUGGAUUUAAUAUUAAAACUUUGCGUUGGCGCAGAUCGUCGAUUAGGUAAAAAUGCAGAUGAAGUCAAGAGUCAUCCAUUUUUUGCAAGUAUUGAUUUUGAAAAAGGGCUACGCCGACAGGUAGCACCUCACAUACCUCGCAUACAAUACCCUACAGAUACAAGUAAUUUUGAUCCUGUGGAUCCUGACAAGUUAAGAAAUUCUGAAUCCUCAGAUUCUAAUAAGUCAGACGAAUUAUUAGAUAAUGGAAAACCAUUUCACGGUUUCUUUGAAUUCACAUUUAGGCGCUUUUUUGAUGAUGGUGGUGGUCCUGCAUAUCCUAGUCGAAUAAGUUUGGAUGAUAAUGAUAAUCAAGGUCCUGUUUACGUAUGACAAUAGGCUAGUUAAAAGAAAACGAAAAAAGAAACAAAUUAUAAAUCUCAUCAGAUAUCAAAAUUAUUGGUGUCUUAAACUGCAACCAGUAUCAUAUCUUUCUAAAGUUUUUUCAGCAUUGUGUGGUUAACUAAAUUACACGAAGUCGCAAUUUUUUUUUCAACUUAUACGUAUAUGAAUACAAACGUAUCGUACUAUAUAGUUAGAAAAAAGAAAAUAUUACGUUAAAGAAAGUACACAUAUUACACUAGUGUAUUUUUCUUUUUUUUUUUUGUCAUUAUUACAGAUUUUUAUAUUUUAGAACUGAUUAUAAUUGUUUUCAUGCUUUGUUAGCGCGACUGUACUUCUCGAAUAGUACUAUAUUUGACUUAAAUCAUUAAACUUUCACAUAUCUGCAAAACUGUCCACUACACAUUGUUGUGUUUCUAUGAAAUCACAAAUUAUUAUGGGCAUUUAUAUGAAAUACCACAUCUAAAUUUUGUAUGUAUAUUGCGUCUUAAAUAAUGCCCUAUAUAAUAUAGCUUGAGUGAUCAGGAUCGUUUUCUAUUCCAUAACGUGCGAUUAUAACAUAUGGCUAAGAAAAGAGGCAGGGUAACUUUAAUGGCACAAGUUUACCUUGAUACAGUAAUGGCCAAUAGACACGAAGGGGUAGAAAUAAAAUGAUUAAUGGCUAGGCAAUAUAUUCUCAUGAAGCAUGUUUUUGCAAAUAUUUUGCUUGCCAUUUAUUUUCAUUUAGAUUGGCUUCAUAUCAGAAAGUACGUGUUUAGUACGUUUCAACGAGUACUGUGAUAUUGCAGAUAAUAAUAAUAAGAGUUAUGCGGCUUUUAAAUAUAUUGGUCCUAUUUAACAUUUUCUUUUAUAUCAAAUGCUAUGUCGAAUAUAAUUAUAAAUAAUGAUAAUAAUUAUUAUUAUUAUUAAACUAUUAAUUAUUAUACUGUAUAGAUUUGUGAAUGGAUGUAAUGUGUUCAUUGCGUAUUAUGCAGCUUUUAAUUGUCUAAACAUUUUUUAAUAUCUUCAUAUGCUAAGAAAUAUUAUUGAUGAAUUGUUACACUAUAUACAUUACAUACAUAUUUCUUAUAAACCUAAUCCCUGGAAUAUAAUUCUCGGAAUUAUUGUUAUUUGAAAGCAAAAGGGAAAAUCGUUAAUGAAGAAGUCGUAUAUUAUUUUGCACAAUAAAAUUUUGAAAUCGAAAAUUUUAAAUUAAAUAAAGGUAACUCGACUUUUGUAAAAUACUUGUAACUAAUUUCAUUGCUGGCACAGUAUCGUUUUUAUAGUCAAGUUGCCAUUGUUUAUAAAGAAACAAUUACAAUAAGAAUGUUAACAAUAGAAAGAAACUUGUAUAUAUGUAUGUAUAUAUAUAUUAUUCUAUGAAAUGAUUUAUUAUAAUCUUUGUCUUAUCGAAAGUGAGUCCAAAAUCAGAUAUAUUUUGUUAUCUAUUUCUUUCAAGCUGCAGAAAUCAAUAUUAUUUAUGUAAUGGCAAUGGUGUACCUUACAGCAUUAAAAAGUGCCUUCUUUAAAUAAUCUUGUAUUCAGGAUUAAAAUAUUCUCUUCAAAAUCUCUCUUCUGACUGCCGUUUCAUCCUGUCUUCCAACAUCAGCUCAUUUGGAGAACAAAUAUUUAAAAAUUUUUAUAUGCAGAUCAUAAAUAUUGUAUAUGAUACAAUAUAUAAGAAUUGACACAAAAUAAUAUACUAUUUUGAAACGAUUAGAAUUUAACGAAAUAACUGAUUUAUCGAGUACAAGCAAUAUUAAAAUUUAAUUAUUGCAUUACUUGACUGUUGGAAGUGGAACAGUGUACUAAUAUUGUAUGUACUAUGUACAAAGCUAAGACUAAACACUUAUCCAUACUAAUUUAUUAUUGAGGAAAACUAUAUCUUCAUUAACUGUGCCUUUGAAAUAUUAGAAAAAUAACAUCAUUGUUAUUUUUUUAAUACCUUUCAUGCUAUAAUCUAUUUUUUCAAAGUUGAAAUGUAAUAGUAAUUAGAAACGUGUAUUUCUAUAUCGUACAUUCUAUUGCCAUAAUUAAA
Molecule: messenger RNA, 6410 nt
Organism: Vespula vulgaris
Lineage: Eukaryota; Metazoa; Arthropoda; Insecta; Hymenoptera; Vespidae
Gene: wts
Product: serine/threonine-protein kinase Warts
Exons: 5
Coding region: 1118-4384 (1088 amino acids)
Biological process (GO): positive regulation of apoptotic process; G1/S transition of mitotic cell cycle; regulation of organ growth
Molecular function (GO): protein binding; ATP binding; protein serine/threonine kinase activity
Source: RefSeq, a predicted model, not a curated record